Molecule: messenger RNA, 1217 nt
Organism: Anopheles bellator
Lineage: Eukaryota; Metazoa; Arthropoda; Insecta; Diptera; Culicidae
Product: tRNA N(3)-methylcytidine methyltransferase METTL6
Exons: 2
Coding region: 114-1049 (311 amino acids)
Source: RefSeq, a predicted model, not a curated record
CUCGUGGUAAGUUUCUCGGUCUCGUCCUGCUUUCGAUGGCACUGGAGAACGCGCUGAAACGCUACAUUGGCCAGAAAAGUAAGAAAAGCUGAAACACCCAAAGCCCGUAAACGAUGGCCACAGACUCCAAAUCGCCUACCGUCGAUAAAAGCGACGUCACAGCGCGUUUACCAAAGCCAUCCAAUUUGGGAGACGUCGUGACUGACCGCACCAAAGUUUUGACCGACGUCGAACGGGGUCAGCUAGAGGAGCAGAACAAGCGCAUGGUGACGCCAUUUCAGGCGCAAAAGCUCGAACACGAGGCCCGCAAACACUGGGAUUUGUUUUACAAGCGCAACGAUACGCGAUUUUUCAAAGACCGUCACUGGACCACGCGUGAGUUUAGCGAGCUGCUGUCGGAGAACCCCGCCGUUCCUGGCACAUUAGCCGAUGGCACGCGAAGAAAUGAUGCCGAAAACCAGCAGAAAACACUCUUGGAAGUGGGCUGCGGUGUGGGUAACCUUAUCUUUCCGCUGAUCGAGGAUGGCCACCGAGAUUACUUCAUCUAUGCGUGUGAUCUGUCACCACGUGCAGUGGAACUGGUACGGAAACAUAACCUCUAUGACGAGCGUUACAUGAGGGCGUUUCCCUGCGACAUCACGACACCGGAAGUGUUCGGCACGGUCACUGAACAUUCACUCGACAUAGUAACGCUCAUCUUUGUCCUUUCGGCGAUCCAUCCGGAAAAGUUACCCGCAGUGGUGGCCAACAUAUUUCGGUUGAUCAAACCGGGCGGUAUGGUACUUUUCCGUGAUUACGGGCGGUACGAUAUGGCACAGUUACGGUUCAAAGCGGGCCACAAAAUCGGGGAGAAUUUCUACGUGCGCCAGGACGGGACUCGAAGCUACUAUUUUGCUGAGGAUGAAGUGGCCACACUGUUUCGACAAGCCGGCUUUGCGGUGCUGCUAAACAGCUACAUCCAUCGACGUACGAUUAACGCAAAGGAAAACAUCGAUGUGCCGCGGAUUUUCGUCCAGGGAAAGUUCCAAAAACCACCGCAACCCGAAUGAGAAAACCGACGAGAGCCCUGGUUUGGUAGAGUGCUGCUGAGUCCUGCCACCUUCUAAGUCGAACUCUCCGUGCAUUGGUUCCGGAUGUUGGAAGCUCUUACCACACUACUGAUGCGCCUUUACCGGCGACAUAUUCUUUGCUGUUAAAAUUCUAAUCUUUACAUUACG